Molecule: messenger RNA, 498 nt
Organism: Pelobates cultripes (western spadefoot toad)
Lineage: Eukaryota; Metazoa; Chordata; Amphibia; Anura; Pelobatidae
Source: the annotation of a GenBank genome assembly
AUGGCCAAGACUGGCAGCACUGGACAGACUCAGAAUGGUCAAGACUGCCAACACUGGACAGACACUGAAUGGACAAGACUGGUGUCACUGGACAACACUGGAUGGCCAAGACUGCCGGCACUGGACAAAACUGAAUGGCCAAGACUGCCAACACUGGACAACACUGAAUGGCCAAGACUGCCGGCAUUUGACAACACGGAAUGGCCAAGACUGGCAGCACUGGACAUCACUGAAUGGCCAAGACUACCGGCACUGGACAACACUGAAUGGCCAAGACUGACAGCACUGGACAGACUCAGAAUGGUCAAGACUGACAACACUGGACAGACACUGAAUGGACAAGACUGGUGUCACUGGACAACACUGGAUGGCCAAGACUGCCGGCACUGGACAAAACUGAAUGGCCAAGACUGCCAACACUGGACAACACUGAAUGGCCAAGACUGCCAGGAUUUGACAAUACGGCAUGGCCAAGACUGGCAGCAGUGGACAUCUUAG